GUUCAGAGAUACGAUCAUUCAGACCUGACGGGAGGGGGAACCGAGAGGGAAAAAAGGAACAGGCUGAGCAGCCCUUUGUUUCUAGAUUUGCCGACGAGAACGGGGAAGCGACCGGCGCCAAUUCACAAUUUACUUUCCAAAAACAGUUAAAAAACCAGCACGUUUCUGUCCUCACGUCCUCCGGCUUUAAGAGAUGUCCACCCCUGACCCACCUAUGGGCGGGACCCCUCGGCCGGGCCCUUCUCCAGGCCCUGGGCCAUCUCCAGGGGCCAUGUUAGGGCCUAGUCCUGGACCCUCACCUGGUUCUGCCCACGGGAUGAUGGGCCCCAGCCCUGGGCCCCCCUCCUCAGGACAUCCUCUACCUCCACAGGGCCCUUCAGGCUACCCACAGGACGGCAUGCACCAGUUGCACAAGCCAAUGGAUGGCAUGCAUGAGAAAGGCAUUCCUGAAGAUCAGCGUUACGGUCAAAUGAAGGGAAUGGGCAUGAGACAGGGUGGACACAGUGGCAUGGGACCACCACCCAGUCCUAUGGACCAACAUUCUCAAGGUUACCCUUCUCCUCUGGGAGGUUCUGAACACGCCCCAAGCCCAGGACCUCCUAACGGGCCUCCUUCUGGUCCCAUGAUGCCGUCCGGCCCAGGCGCAAUGCCCAUGGAGGGCGGCGACCCACAGAACCGUAGCGGAGGACCUGGCGGCGUUGCUGGUCCAGGACCCAGUGGUGGACCUCCCAAUGCAGGUGGACCUGGGGCGUCCACACCCUUUAACCAGAACCAGCUACACCAGUUGCGGGCACAGAUCAUGGCAUAUAAAAUGCUGGCACGUGGGCAGGCUCUGCCGGAUCAUUUACAGAUGGCAGUACAGGGAAAAAGGCCAAUGCCGGGUAUGCAGCAAGGGAUGCCCAACAUGCCCCCUGGCUCCGGACAAGGAGCAGGCCCUCCUGGACCUGGAGGCCCUGGACCUGGGGGACCAAACUACAAUCGACCACAUGGAAUGGUUGGACCAAAUAUGCCUCCCCCGGGACCCUCCGGUGUGCCCCCUGGCAUGCAGGGACAACCUCCCAAUGGACCUCCAAAAUCAUGGCCUGAAGGGCCCAUGGUGAACGCUGCAACCCCUGCCAGCGGACCACAAAAGUUAAUACCUCCUCAGCCCACGGGUCGCCCCUCUCCUGCACCUCCUUCAGUUCCACCCGCCGCCUCGCCCGUCAUGCCCCCUCAAACCCAGUCUCCAGGGCAGCCGGCCCAGCCUCCCCCCAUGGUCCUGCAUCAGAAACAGAACCGCAUCACGCCCAUCCAAAAGCCCCGGGGCCUGGAUCCAGUGGAGAUCCUUCAGGAAAGAGAGUACAGGCUACAGGCCCGAAUCGCACAUCGUAUUCAGGAUCUGGAGAACCUUCCGGGUUCUCUAGCUGGAGACUUGAGGACCAAAGCCAACAUAGAGCUGAAAGCACUAAGGCUCCUAAACUUUCAAAGACAGCUCCGUCAAGAAGUUGUGGUGUGCAUGCGCCGUGACACGGCUCUGGAGACGGCACUGAACGGCAAGGCUUACAAGCGCAGCAAGAGGCAGUCCCUGCGUGAGGCUCGUAUCACUGAGAAACUGGAGAAACAGCAGAAGAUCGAGCAGGAACGCAAGCGCAGACAGAAACACCAGGAGUAUCUCAACAGCAUCCUGCAGCAUGCAAAGGACUUCAAGGAAUACCACCGCUCUAUCACCGGAAAGAUGCAGAAGGUGACCAAAGCUGUGGCCACGUACCACGCCAACACCGAAAGGGAGCAGAAGAAGGAGAACGAGAGGAUUGAGAAGGAGAGAAUGAGGCGACUGAUGGCUGAAGAUGAGGAGGGUUACAGGAAGUUGAUUGACCAGAAAAAGGACAAACGUCUGGCAUACUUGCUGCAGCAGACGGACGAGUACGUGGCCAACCUCACCGAGCUCGUCAGAGCCCACAAAGCUGCUCAGGCCCUCAAGGACAAGAAGAAGAAGAAGAAAAAGAAGAAGCCUGAGAAUGUAGAGGGUGGAGCUGCGGCCCUCGGCCCAGAUGGAGAGCCGCUAGAUGAGACCAGUCAAAUGAGCGACCUGCCUGUAAAGGUGAUUCACGUGGACAGUGGAAAGAUCCUGACCGGCGGGGAUGCUCCUAGAGCUGGACAACUGGAUACUUGGCUGGAGAUGAAUCCAGGGUACGAGGUGGCCCCGCGGUCAGACAGUGAAGAUAGUGGCUCAGAGGAGGAAGAGGACGACGAUGAAGAACACCCCCAGCAUUCUCAAACCUCAUCAGAUGACAAAAAGAAGAUCCCAGAUCCAGACAGUGAAGAAGUGUCUGAAGUAGAUGUCCGUCACAUUAUUGAGCACGCUAAGCAGGACGUUGAUGAUGAAUACGGUAACUCGGCCUUCGCGCGCGGCCUGCAGUCGUACUACGCCGUGGCUCACGCCGUCACUGAGAAGGUGGACAGACAGUCAUCCCUGCUGGUGAACGGGCAACUCAAACAGUACCAGAUCAAAGGCUUGGAGUGGCUGGUGUCUCUGUAUAACAAUAACUUGAAUGGAAUUCUGGCUGAUGAAAUGGGUUUGGGAAAAACCAUCCAGACCAUCGCACUCAUCACCUACCUCAUGGAGUACAAACGACUGAAUGGGCCCUUCCUCAUUAUCGUUCCUCUCUCCACAAUGUCCAACUGGGUGUACGAGUUUGAUAAAUGGGCUCCUUCGGUGGUAAAAGUUGCUUACAAGGGCUCGCCCGCUGCUCGCAGAGCUUACCUUCCCAUUUUGCGUAGCGGCAAGUUUAACGUGCUGGUUACCACUUACGAAUACAUCAUCAAAGACAAGCAAGUGCUGGCCAAGCUCCGCUGGAAGUACAUGAUCGUGGAUGAGGGGCAUCGUAUGAAGAACCAUCAUUGCAAACUGACUCAGGUGUUGAACACGCACUACCUAGCGCCACGGCGUUUGCUCCUCACAGGCACGCCGCUGCAAAACAAGCUGCCCGAGCUGUGGGCGCUGCUCAACUUUCUGCUGCCCACCAUCUUUAAGAGCUGCAGCACCUUUGAGCAGUGGUUUAACGCUCCGUUUGCCAUGACUGGAGAGAAGGUGGACCUGAAUGAGGAAGAGACCAUUCUGAUCAUCCGUCGUCUUCACAAAGUGCUCCGCCCCUUCCUGCUCAGGAGACUGAAGAAGGAAGUCGAGGCCCAGCUGCCCGAGAAGGUGGAGUACGUGAUCAAGUGUGACAUGUCGGCCCUGCAAAGAGUUCUGUACAGACACAUGCAGGCUAAAGGAGUGCUGCUCACUGACGGCUCAGAGAAAGACAAAAAGGGUAAAGGAGGCACUAAGACUCUGAUGAACACUAUUAUGCAGCUGAGGAAGAUUUGUAACCACCCUUACAUGUUCCAGCACAUCGAGGAAUCCUUCUCGGAGCACCUGGGUUUUUCUGGAGGCAUCGUACAGGGACUUGAUCUGUACCGCGCCUCUGGUAAAUUCGAGCUGCUGGAUCGUAUCCUGCCUAAGCUCCGCGCCACCAACCACAAAGUGCUGCUCUUCUGUCAGAUGACCUCUCUCAUGACCAUCAUGGAGGACUACUUCGCCUACCGAAACUUCAAAUACCUCCGCUUGGACGGAACCACUAAGGCUGAAGAUCGUGGCACGUUGCUGAAGAACUUUAAUGAUCCAUCCUUUCAAUACUUCAUCUUCUUGCUGAGUACCAGGGCAGGAGGUUUGGGUUUGAAUCUGCAGUCUGCCGACACCGUUAUCAUCUUCGACAGUGACUGGAAUCCUCACCAGGACUUGCAGGCGCAGGAUCGAGCCCAUCGUAUCGGGCAGCAGAACGAGGUGCGCGUGCUUCGUCUCUGUACCGUGAACAGCGUGGAGGAGAAGAUCUUGGCCGCUGCCAAAUACAAACUCAACGUGGACCAAAAGGUCAUCCAGGCCGGCAUGUUCGACCAGAAGUCCUCCAGCCACGAGCGCAAAGCUUUCCUGCAGGCCAUCCUGGAGCACGAGGAACAGGAUGAGAAUGUACAGAUAGAGGUAAAGAAAAAAGGAAAACAGAGAAAAAAAAUAGUAAGUGCUGUAUUAGCAAGUGAGGAACAGGAUGGAACAGGAGAGGAACAGGAUGAGGAGGAGGAUGAGGUUCCUGAUGAUGAGACUGUGAACCAGAUGAUUGCCAGAAGCGAGGAAGAGUUCGAUCACUUCAUGCGUAUGGAUCUGGACCGUCGCCGCGAAGAAGCUCGCAACCCCAAGCGCAAACCCAGACUGAUGGAGGAGGACGAGUUGCCAACCUGGAUCAUGAAGGAUGAUGCAGAAGUGGAGAGGCUCACCUGUGAGGAAGAGGAGGAGAAGAUGUUCGGCCGGGGCUCCCGUCAGAGGAAGGAAGUUGACUACAGCGAUUCACUUACGGAGAAGCAGUGGUUAAAGCAUAUUGGAUUUGCGCAGGCUAUUGAGGAAGGAACCCUCGAUGAAAUCGAGGAAGAGGUGCGCCACAAGAAGACCACCCGGAAGAGGAAACGCGACCGUGAUCUUGACCUUCCGGGCCCGGCCACGCCCAGCUCUAGCGGGCGGAGCAGAGAUAAGGACAGGGAUGAGGACAGUAAGAAACAAAAGAAACGUGGCCGCCCUCCUGCUGAAAAACUUUCGCCUAACCCUCCAGUACUCACUAAGAAGAUGAAGAAGAUCGUGGAUGCUGUAAUUAAAUACAAAGAUGGUAACGGAAGGCAACUUAGUGAAGUGUUUAUUCAGCUGCCGUCUCGCAAAGAGCUGCCAGAAUAUUACGAACUCAUUCGUAAACCUGUGGACUUCAGGAAAAUCAAGGAACGUAUAAGGAGCCACAAGUACCGCAGCCUGAACGACCUUGAGAAGGACGUCAUGCUGCUCUGUCAGAACGCUCAGACCUUCAACCUGGAGGGCUCACUGAUCUACGAGGACUCCAUCGUGAUACAAUCCGUAUUCACCAGCGUGCGGCAGAAGAUCGAAAAAGAGGAAGAGAGUGAGGGAGAAGAUAGUGAGGAGGAAGAGGAUGAGCCUGAUGAGGGAUCCGAGUCUGAAUCUCGUUCAGUGAAGGUGAAGAUUAAGCUAAGUCGAAAGGAAAAGGUGGAGAGAGGGAAGGGAAGGAGGCGAACCGCGCGGAGCUCGCGUCCCAAACCUGUUGUCAGCGAUGAUGACAGCGAGGAUGAUCAGGAAGAGGAGCGUUCAGCUAGUGGCAGCGAUGAAGAUUAAAGCUCCUGAUGGACCAAUCACAUCUCGCAUUCACUUGUGCUGCCGAUAUAACGUGGACAUGAGACUUUACAGACCAACUGAUGUUGCUGAAGGGCUUAGUUUUACUGUAGAUCCGCUGACUUAUAGAGAGGAAAUCUUUAUGGAAACCAUUACACGAGUUGCAAUAUAAAAACACACAAAAAACCCUUCCACUUGCAUAUUUAAGCAGAUGAUCGUUCUUCAUUUAUGUAUAGUAAGACAGUUUAAGUAUUGAGCGGUUUUGUUUUCGUUUAUUCCAUGUUUGUUUUUAUUGUUUUUCACAAGAAAGUGACACAAGACAGACAGAUAUCCGAGUGGCUUUGGAGCCGUAAGAGUGGAUCAUAUAUUUAAAUGUCCUCCUUAUUGUUUUUAGCAGUGUGUGAAUGGCCCCACCUCACCCCAGAAUGCAUGUUUUUGACAACGCAGCCAGUUUCUUCUUUCCAUUAUUCUCAUGCGCUUGUUUUAAAUUAAAAUUAAAAGUGGGAUUAAGGUACUUCCUCUAAUAGAUUACUGUCAGGAGAGAUGGGGACGAAUAUGGUGUAGGAUUCUGUAUUGUGUCAGUGUCACUGGAAUUCCAAAAUGCACAAUAAAGACGUUUCAGAAAUACUA
This is a messenger RNA of Paramisgurnus dabryanus, 5812 nucleotides long. It is a transcript of the gene smarca4a, whose product is annotated as SWI/SNF related BAF chromatin remodeling complex subunit ATPase 4a. Gene Ontology annotation, cellular component: nucleus. Gene Ontology annotation, biological process: regulation of DNA-templated transcription. NCBI's taxonomy places the organism in Eukaryota, Metazoa, Chordata, Actinopteri, Cypriniformes, Cobitidae. The record is from RefSeq and is a predicted model, not a curated record. Gene Ontology annotation, molecular function: ATP binding; histone binding.